AUGGCAGACCUUGAUGCAGAACUUUUGGCGCUCGCCGGAGGCGACUCUUCUGGCGAGGAAGAUUCUAUGCCGGCGUCUCCCCGCCAGAAACGAUCUCCCUCCCGCCGCUCUCGAUCUUUAUCCUCUGACAAAGCAACUCCUCCAGCCGAUAUGGCUCGCAAAGGCACCGCGCAAGCGGUUCAGAAGACCAAAGCCCGCAAGCCUGCUCGUCGAUCGCGUUACUCUGAUGACGAAGACGAAGGAUCAUCACCUGUGCCAUCCGACUCGGCCUCUAUGUCCCAGUCCGCCUCCGACGGCGAGGUCGACCUCGACGAUGACGAAGACAAGCCGUUGUACGCAUACGAUAGAAUCUACCAUGAUGCCAAAGAGAAAGCAAAGAUCCUCGCCCUGCCAGAAAUUGAGCGCGAACAACUCAUCGGCACGCGCAAUGAAGAAGUUGAUCGUCAUGAGCAGAACCGUCAGCUGCAUCGAUUGGUGGCUAUGAGGGAACGUGAAGAAAAGAAGCGCGAGGCCAAAGCGAAGCGCAAAGCGGGCGACGCGGGUCUUGACGACAGCCAGCGCAAGAGCACUCGACAGCGAACUAAGGUCGGAGGGGAGUCUAAGAACCUCAUCGACAAGUACAAGCAGCAGCGUGCCGAGAAGAAUCGCCAAGACGAGAAGCGCCGUCAAAAGAGGACUGCUCGCAGUGCUUCACCUGCCGACGACUACAGCGAAGACGACGCCCAGGGAGAGAGCGAUGACUACGACGAUCGCCGACUCAACAAGAAGCGCAGUCCUAGCCCUGCUAAAGACGAUCCUCCAGCUGAACUCAGCGACGUCCAGCACGCUCGUGUCGGCCGAGAUAACUUCGCCCAGGUGUGCCAGACUCCUGGCUUCGAAAGUGCCAUCAUUGGCUGCUUUGCUCGUGUCAACCUCGGACCCGGACGCACUCCCGGCGUGAACGAGUAUCGGCUCUGCCAGAUCAAGGGUAUCGAGAAAGGCAAACCCUACGCCAUGGUCGGACCCAACGGUCAACAAUUUCUCACCGACAAGUAUGUGCUCGCCACACACGGUAAAGCUCAAAGACCGUGGUCAUUCCUCGAGUGCUCCAUGUCGCGCUUCACUGAAGAUGAAUGGCGCCGCUACAGAGUUACGAUGGCCAAUGAAGAUUGCAAGAUGCCCACAAAAGGCAGCAUCAACAAGAAGCUCGAAGAAUUGAACAAGCUCAUCAAUCACAAGUGGGUCGAUCUGGAAAUCACUGAGAAGCUACGUGCUCAGAACGACUUGAUGGCGCUGGUUACACGUGCGAAGGACAAGGAAGAGAUCCAAGACCAGAUUCUAGAAGCGCGCCGCAAGAAGCAGUUUGAAUUGGUUGACGAGCUUGAAGAAAAACUUCAAAAUAUUGUCCCGAUGAAGCUCGCAAUGGGCACGAUUCUUAUCAAGAAGGAAGGCCCCCGCGUUAAUGCUGAACAAGAAAGACUUGCAGCUCUGAACCGCAAGAACAACCAACUCAACUCCGAAAACAUCCGAAAGGCCCAACUCGCCGAGAUGCAUGCCCGCCGUAUCAAGCAGCAGCAGCGAACCGCCAGUCCUGCUCCGAAUGCCGCUUCAAACAAGAAUCUCGAUGAUUUAUUCGAAGGUGGUAGCGAUAUCAGCCGUGCGGCCACCCCUGUCAACGGAUCAGGCACUCCCGCAAGAGCGGGAACUCCGACUUUGGCAGCCAAUGGCACUCCUGCUGGUGGCACUCCGCGGAGCAGUACACCUAUCCCGUACAAGCCAGUCAGCAAGAAGAAGGGUCUGCCCGUCAUCCGGAAGGCAGCGUUGGAUGAUGAGAUCAUUGCUGGCAUGGACUUGGGCUUGGAGAUCGAUCUUUGA
Cyphellophora europaea CBS 101466 is the source of this 1854-nucleotide messenger RNA. RefSeq lists its product as uncharacterized. The record is from RefSeq and is a predicted model, not a curated record. The transcript is spliced from 2 exons. Bases 1 to 1854 code for a protein of 617 amino acids. Lineage: Eukaryota; Fungi; Ascomycota; Eurotiomycetes; Chaetothyriales; Cyphellophoraceae. Gene Ontology annotation, cellular component: Cdc73/Paf1 complex. Gene Ontology annotation, molecular function: DNA binding; RNA polymerase II C-terminal domain phosphoserine binding.